This is a messenger RNA of Salvia splendens (bonfire salvia), 2823 nucleotides long. Its product is annotated as protein ACCUMULATION AND REPLICATION OF CHLOROPLASTS 3. Gene Ontology annotation, biological process: chloroplast fission. The transcript has 16 exons. Gene Ontology annotation, cellular component: cytosol; chloroplast outer membrane. Lineage: Eukaryota; Viridiplantae; Streptophyta; Magnoliopsida; Lamiales; Lamiaceae. The record is from RefSeq and is a predicted model, not a curated record. Bases 63 to 2378 code for a protein of 771 amino acids.
GCACUUCCUCGUCCACCCAUCCCGCCUCCGCCUCCGCCGUAUAACAUUUCCGCCUAUUGCCGAUGAGCCUUUUCUACCCCAAUACCACUGCACCUCAUUCCUUCUCACGCCUCUCAUCCUUCCCACAAACACCCCUCCUUCAAAGCCGCUCUAAACUGUUUAUCGGAUGCCGCUCAAAUCCCAUCAAAGGGAAAUUAAGCUGCAAUUGCGUCGCAGCUAGCUAUGAAAGUAGCAGCGGGCGUAACAAUGUCGGCGAUGACAUGCCGGAGGAAUGCGGCGAGUCCGUGGAAGUGAUAAUGGUGGGCAGCCGGAAAGAUGCGCUGCUGGAAUUCUGUUCGGCCUCCCCUUUCCUGUCCCCUGUUUUGAGAUUCUGGAAUGUUCUUGGUCAGAACUCGGAGCAGGUGCAACUGCAACAAAGGUUCACAAGCAGAGAUAGCACUCCAAGAACUGUGGAAGACUUCUUGGCUUGGCAUUCAUCUUCUAAAGCUGUGAUACUUGUUGCUAGUGCUGCUUAUGGUUCAGAUCAUUGUACAGCACUUGAGGUUCUUAGCAAUGUCAAGAGUGGAAAUGGGUUUGUCAUAGGCAUAAUAAUAAAGCCAUUUGGUUUUGAAGGGAAAAGGCGCCAAGAUGAGGUCAAGGAUUUGUCUGACAAACUCCAAAAGCAGGCACAUUUCUGUAUUGUUCUUGAUACUGAUAUGCUUCUCGAAAAUGAUAUGGUAACUCUGGAUGAGGCUUUGAGGACCACUAAUAGUGCUGUUUUGAUGGCAAUAAACACCAUUUCCAUUUUAUUAUCUGAGAAGCACACGAAGUUUCUGAAUGCAAAAGAUGAUUCAAUCAGAGAAAUUCAACUUCCUGAGUUUCGAGAAGUUUUCGCAAGUUACAAAGAAGCGAGAAUUGGAUUUGGGGCUGGUUACAACGUCAAGACUUCACUUUUGAAAGCUAUAAAUGACUGCCCUUUCCUGGGAGUUGACAUAAAGGAUCUUGAUGGUGUAGUUUUAUGUAUCAUUGCAAGUUCAGGUGCUGUGGAAUGCAGUGAGACAAAUAAUAUUUUGCAUUCUGUUCGUUCAAUUACAAAAUGCAAUGGAGAAAUAGUUGUAUCGAUUGUCCAUGAGCCGUAUCUGGAGGAUAACAAAAUUGCAACUGCCAUUAUUGUGUUUGGAUACACUAGAAAGCAGUUGGCUCCUGCUCCAAGAAGUGGCAUAUUGUCUAGCCUGGGUCAGCAUUUCCCUUCCAUUUUCAAUAUCUUUAAGAAGCAACAUCAGCAACUGAACAAUCUUGAGAAAGUCAUCUUAUCCGAGAGUCCGCACGUCUCUAAUGGGAUAAAUCUUCCUGGUCUUAAAGAUACGUUUGAGACAAAUUCUUUAGAUAGUACUUCUGAUGACACUGGGUCUAUCUCUGGGAAAACCCUAAGUCCAUCGGAUGAUGAGGGGGAAGAAUUCCGUUCUUCCAGGAGUGACCAUGGUUCUGGAGAAAAAGAGGUGGAACUAUUGCAUACCAGUUUCAGUUCCAUGCCAUAUGAGUUAAUUUCUGAAGGAAACUACGUGUUCAAGAGGGAACUGUUUACUAGAGGAAAUAUGGGGCCAGGUCAUUCAACUGAAUCCAAAUACGAAACCAAUUUUACAGAUGAAGCUGGACUGCUUGACAGUGUCAGCAUCUACAGAUUGCCUGUGGGUGUAAAAAAUUUAGAGAAGUUGGAAGAGUCUCCUGUCUCCUCAACCACUAAACGGGGAGCAGCAUGGAGAAUUGAUGAUGAUGAGAAACCUGUACCAAUAGUGUCUUGGUCUGGAUUGACUGAUGCCGAUUUCAACAACAAUGCUUCUAUAUCCAGCAAGGGAAAUAACAUCGUUAAUUCUAAAAGGCAGGGGGGGCUUUCUGUCCGUGCUGCAUCCAUGUUGGAAUCAGAGAGAGACUCACAAAAGAAGUGGAGUCGUGUGGUUGAGAUGAGAUAUCGUGGAGGAAAAUACAAAGGUCGCUCACAAGGAGGACUUCCUGAAGGAAAGGGAUGCCUAUUUCUUGGUGACGGAAGCAUCUAUGAUGGUAUGUGGCGCUAUGGAAAGAGAUCAGGUCUCGGAACAUUCUAUUUCAACAAUGGGGAUGUUUUCCAGGGAUCAUGGAGGGAUGAUGUCAUGCAUGGCAAGGGAUGGAUUUACUUCCAUACUGGGGACAGGUGGUUUGUUAACUUCUGGAAGGGAAAAGCAGAUGGAGAAGGCCGUUUUUACUCAAAAUUUGGUGAUGUUUUUUUCGGCCACUUCAAAGAGGGAUGGCGACAUGGCCACUUUCUUCGUAUCAAUGUCGAUGGGACAAGCAGGGCUGAAGAGUUAUGGGAGGAAGGUUUGCUCGUCAGCGAAAAUCAACUGGAUCCAAAUGAAGAUGGUUGAACUGUGGCCUUCAUCUGAGUGGUAGACAUAAGUCGCACACCAACCUUUUGUGAGGAUCCACUUCCAUGCCUCUGAUUUACACAGAAACACGUUUAGUCUGCCUCAGUGUAAGAGCUCUUGGAAUAUGUUUGGAUGCAGAACCCAUGUUUCUAUGUCCUAAGGUAACUGAGUUGAUCUAUCUGAUCAUCUCAAUUCCUACGUCGUCUCGGAUAGUAUUUUGUAAAUGUGUGCAUAUAUCACGGGGAGUUCUGCUGUAGACGGAGAUUUGUGGAUUCGUUUCUUGAAAGGAGUCUUGUUAUUAUUGAUAUUCCUUCUCGUUAUUUGGCGAAGGGAGAAUAGUAGUACUAUUAGACGGAAUGAAGUGAGUAGGUGCAUGUAUAUAUACUACUAUUUCCUGCUGGUUCAAGAGAUAUCCAAGAGUGAAUGGGAUGAAAAUUUCAUUAAA